AGGGGUGAUUAUGGGUAGUGAAGUUAGCCCCUUUUUCUUGCCUUUCCUCUUCCUAGAAAGCCUAUGGUCGUGGCAGUGCUCUGAGAUCAUUGAAUCAUGUCGAUCUAAAUCUUCCUCUAGCUUGAAAAGUCGAUAUGGACACUCCGGACACCGCACAGGAAACUCUGGGAAAUCGUCAAUCCCGUGUUUUUUAACUUCGUGAUCUAUCAAAUUACGAUUACUUUUAAACGUCGAAUGGCAUUUUCUGCACUUCUUAUUCAUUGUGUACUUUAUGUUAGGCUAUACGCAAGGAGGGUUGAAAGCUCCCAUGAUGCUUUGCGCGCGCAAAACAUAUUAUCCCUCACCCUGUACACGCCUGUGGAUAAAGUUUUUCUAGCAUGGGAUGGUUGCGCUGGGAAUGCGAGGCGCGAAAAAAGUGCGAGAGACGUCCAUGGUCCCCACUCAUUCCAUGACCCAGCGUACAUUCCAGCGCUCUCCGGAGAUGCGCCGAAUGAUUCUGAAGCCAACAUAACCUGAUGACGGAAUCCUGUCUCCUCCACCUUCCACCGCAACACCCCUCUACUAGCUAUACCAGUUUUAUUCUAUCUCUGGUUGUGAUUUUGUAGCUUUGAUAGCUUACAGUACAGACAAAACGUGAAAAGAAGGGAAACGCUGCUUCCAAUAGUCUCAAUAAUGCUAAUGUUUGUUUGAGGUUAUUGCGGCUAAACUUCGCGGUUUUAAAGUUAUUAAUAAUGCAGCGAGCAUGAGCCAAAUACUUUUCACAUCGUCGUCUAAGUCUUCAAAAUCCUUGAGAAGUUCGAUUUGAAUGGGUUGAAAACGUACAAGCGUGAAUUUAGCAUUUCGUGCUGAUAUAUUUCAGUUAAGCCUCUAUAGAUUGAAACAUUUUUUGGAAUUAUUUUUGGAUUUAUUAUUUUGGGAUUUAGUAAUCAAGUCAAUCUGGAGCUGUCGCGGGCAGAUGGAAAUUUGUCUGAACAAUUUCACCACUUUCGAUCGAUAUCACUCGGCAAUGAGAAGUCUCAUCGGUUAAAACAGGCCAGCAAAGCAAGGCUAUUGUAAGUUCAAUUGAUAAAAAAUAAGCUGUGUAUUCCCAGAUACAUCGCUGAACGUCAACAUACGAUUUUAUACCGGAAGUAAAAUGCGGCAUAUAAGACAGAUUUAUGCGUGCGCAUAUCUGUAACAACACCGGGUAAUAACAAACCAAAUUGUACAUCUAAAAAAAGUCUGGCUCGCUUUCGGAUCAAAGACCGAGUUAAUUUGAUGUCUCAGCCGGUAUUUACAGAUCCUCAACUUACUUUUGCGUAAGGAUGGAUGAAAGUAACGGAGGCGAUCAUGAAACUGGUGAACCUAACGAAGAAAUGGCAGCAGACUACUUGAUUGACGAGAAGACUGAACUUGUGAGGGGUUUCCUCCAGGAGAAAGACAUCAUAGAAAGGGCUCACACGGAAGAGCUAGAUGAGUUAAGGCUGUCAUUUGAAACAGAGAAGGAGGCUAUGAUUAGAAGCUUUGACUGUGAGAGGGAAGAAAUGCGGCGACAUUUUGAUAAGGAAAAGGACAAGAUACGCUACGAGUUUCAGCAAGAGAAACAUGUUCUCAAAUUAGCAUUCGAAGACGAGAAACUCAACAUCGUGAGCUUCUUGGAGAAAGAGAUUGAGGAAUUGAGGGGAAAGUUUGAGAAGGAGAAGAAAGAAUUGAGGGAUCAUUUUAAUAAAGCGGCCAGAGAGCGAGAACAUCAGUUUAGACUUGAGAAAGCGGAGGCGGAGGGAAAGGUUCGGAGGGAAUUGGAGCGAGUGCAAGAGGUAGAAGGCGAAAUCAAGAGAACGCUGCUAAAGGGGCUAGGAGAUCUAGAGAAUAUUUACUUCAGUGAGUCAGCUGCUUUAGAACAUUGGCAGAAUAAUGAUAAGCCCGAGGCAGAUAUGCAUUUCAAAGGAAAAUUGGACGACUCUUUGAACGAAGAUCGCAAGCUGACAUUCAAGGAUUUAGAAGAUGAGCGCAAUAAGAUGUUUUUAUACCAUUCAACGCGACAGGGUGAAUUAGAGCAUGAGUUUUCAGGGGAGAUUGUAGAACUCGAACAGCGAUUUAAAGAACAGAAGAAGGAUUUAAUGAAUAUUUUUAAAAACGAAAAGCAAGAGCUUGAGGAAAACGCUAGAAGAGAGAAAGAAGAUAUCCGUCAGAAACUCGAAACAGAUUUCCGCAGGGUUUUAAAACACGAGAGGUCCAGGUUUGACGCCACACUCCAAGGUUUCGAAAACGAUAUUGCUAUGCUUCGUUAUCAGAAAGAGCAAUUAGAAAAAUCUUACUCCCUAGAGGUUGAGAGGUUGCAGUUUAGAUUUGAGAGAGAGCGACUGGAAAAUGAGAAAAGGGUUGGACGUGAAAAGAGGGAAUUGAAGCGCCUGCUAAGAGAGCAUUUUUCUCGGAAGAUGUACGAUGAACGCAUGAGACUCGACUGGGUGUUACGUCAUUUGGGGCUUGGGGGAUCGGGACAGUUUGCACAGGUCUCAAGAUCGAGCUCGUGCGAAUUCUUCCCUAGUUCAAACUCGAGUGUCACAUCGGGGUCUAGCGAGUUAUAGAUAUAAUUUGGAAAAAUGGCACAUAUAGUAUAAGAGCCCGGUAGACCCCAAUAAACUGUAAAUCCAGAGAAAUUCAGCCUACUUGAAUCGUCGGGGGUCUAGCGCGAGGCGGAGACCGGAAUCAGGAGUACGCGCGAUAAGAAAAAAAGGCUUCUGGUCUCAACGUCGCCCCCGAAAAUGGCUUACUUGUGGAAAACAAUGUCCUCAAUUUUCUAAUGUUUCUUUCCUUUCCUUUUCCUAUCUAAGUGGUACUAAACUAUUCAAUCACAAGUGAAUCCCAUUGUGAGAGUUCCUUGAAAGCUUUUAAAUAGGAACACAAACAAUAGGAUAAAAUUAGGAAUAUCUUUUCAUUGUCGAACAUAUGAACAUUUUGAAAAAUUAAUUUGCUUCUUUGGGCUAAGGUAAUUAGGGUUGGAGAUCAUCUGUGUUUUUCCAUGUUUUAAAAGUGUUCUCAAAAUCUUCAUAUAAAAAGGUGACCUAUAGAAAGUUUGUUUUUUCUCUAAGAGAAAGCUAAUAGCCCCGUCAUAUCUAAACCCGGUAAUGUGAAUAUAUCUUUUUAAAACAAAGUAUCUAAACAUAGUUCUGUUUUUCAAAUUAAAAACAUAUCAUGUUAAGAUUUUUUUUGCAUAGAGAAUUGUAUAGUACAAUUUACAAUUAAUUUCCAUAGUUAAAAUACACUUGUUGACUACUACUUCCGCACCAGUAUAACUGGUGGAAAUAGAAAUAAAUAAAAUAAUAUCUAGGAUAUGACAAUUUUUCAAGAUAAAUCUAUAAAAAUAUAUGUUAAAAUUACUAUUUAUUUUGUGGUAUUUUUCUUGACCACAGCCAAAGCUAAAAUUUUAUAUUGGAAUUAUCUUAAGCACUUGAAUCAGAAUUAGUUAUCUUCAAACUUUAAACAAUAAAUAUGUAAUAACCAUAAAUUGGUUGGCUAUACACCCUAUUUCAAUGAAAGUUGACUACUAUAAGUAAAUGAGAAUUGGUGAAUGCCUAACACCAGUGGUUAGAUGAAACAAUUCUAUUGUAUCUGUUAUUGUAUCUGUUAUAUUGUAUCUGUACUGUUA
Nematostella vectensis (starlet sea anemone) is the source of this 3628-nucleotide messenger RNA. RefSeq names its product RNA-binding protein 25. The record is from RefSeq and is a predicted model, not a curated record. Bases 1305 to 2567 code for a protein of 420 amino acids. Lineage: Eukaryota; Metazoa; Cnidaria; Anthozoa; Actiniaria; Edwardsiidae. The transcript has a single exon.